Molecule: messenger RNA, 326 nt
Organism: Strongylus vulgaris
Lineage: Eukaryota; Metazoa; Nematoda; Chromadorea; Rhabditida; Strongylidae
Source: the annotation of a GenBank genome assembly
GUUCGCGCCAUAAAUUCCACUUGGCUUCGUCGAUGUGACGCAUCGCAUUUUCUUACCAAUAGCGGCCGAUUUCUCAACAGCUUUACUCCCUAUCAUACAAUCUUCUCGUCUUUGCCUGAAAGUUAUUUUAAACUUUUUUGGAAAACAAGAUUAGCGCUCUACUAUGUCUACACUAACAUCUCAGCACACUACGACUGGUACUACAAGGCCGAUGACGAUACCUACGUCAUUGUGGAGAAUCUCAGAGCAUACCUGGCUACUUUUAAUUCGAAUGAACCACAUUACAUAGGUUUUAGGAUAAAAAGGAGAAUGGUUAGCUUCUAAGG